Tetrahymena thermophila SB210 is the source of this 843-nucleotide messenger RNA. RefSeq names its product glycosyl hydrolase family 16 laminarinase. The record is from RefSeq and is a predicted model, not a curated record. NCBI's taxonomy places the organism in Eukaryota, Ciliophora, Oligohymenophorea, Hymenostomatida, Tetrahymenidae. Gene Ontology annotation, biological process: carbohydrate metabolic process. Gene Ontology annotation, molecular function: hydrolase activity, hydrolyzing O-glycosyl compounds. The transcript has a single exon.
AUGAAAAAAAUUUUUACAAUUUUGUUAUUACUUUUCAUUGCUAACACUUCUUUAGCAUUCAAGACCACUACUGCUGAAGAAUGGGAGUUAAUUUUUGAAGAUGAUUUUAAUGGAAAUACAAUUGAUCAAAGUAAAUGGACUGCAAAAGAUCAUUGGCCUCACACUGAUGUAGAGUUGCAGCUUUACAUCAAGGAAGAUGCCUAUCAAGAAAAUGGAAAUUUAGUUAUCAGAACUUAAUUCAACCCUACCUACUACUCUCCAGAUAAUAAAACUUACAAUUAUACUUCUGGUUGGAUAGAUACAUCUUUUAAGUUUAAUUUUACUCAUGGCAAACUAGAAUCUAGACUUCUUCUUCCUAAAACUGGUAUUAGAGAUAAUAUUUGGCCAGCUUUUUGGACUAAGGGAAAUACUGAAUCAGCUGAUUGGCCUCACUAUGGUGAAAUAGAUGUUAUGGAAAUGGAUAGCUGGAAUGAUGAUUGGACUCCAUAUAUUUGGGGUACUUAUCACUGGGGUCCUAGAAGAAAUGAUCUUUGCUAAGGUUGUGGCACAAUUUACCCAGAUAAGAACUUCAAUCUCACAGAAUGGCACACUUAUUCUAUUGAAUGGGAUGAAAAAAAGAUUGAUUGGUUUGUAGAUGGAAUUAAAUACAGAACAACUUAUGAAAACUAAAUGUUUUGCAAAGGAUGCAAAGGGAUAGUAAAAUUACCUACACAUCCUUAGUUUAUCAUUUUCAAUACUGCUGUUGAUCACUUCGCUCCCCCAAACCCUGCUGAUUACCCUAAGUAUAUGUACGUAGAUUACGUCAAAUUGUAUUAAAAGAAGGGAUCUAAGUCUAGUUUUUGA